Conger conger (European conger) is the source of this 6103-nucleotide messenger RNA. RefSeq names its product desmoplakin-A-like. Gene Ontology annotation, molecular function: structural molecule activity. The record is from RefSeq and is a predicted model, not a curated record. Gene Ontology annotation, cellular component: cytoskeleton; plasma membrane; intercalated disc. Bases 1 to 5505 code for a protein of 1834 amino acids. NCBI's taxonomy places the organism in Eukaryota, Metazoa, Chordata, Actinopteri, Anguilliformes, Congridae. Gene Ontology annotation, biological process: wound healing; intermediate filament cytoskeleton organization; skin development. The transcript has 22 exons.
AUGGACGGAUCCAGCGUCUUGGACCACAGCAAGACUAUCGGGGGAUAUGGCGCGGGACAUGGAGGGGGGCAUGAAGGUAUGGAGCAGGGUCGGGAGCAGCUGAAGAUGAUGGUCUUCAGUAAGAGCAGCCAGGGUCCCAGGGUACGGAAGAACCGGGGCAGCUCCAUAGGACACGAUGGAGGAGGGAAGAACUUCCAGGAGGCCAUGGCCUGGAUCACCCAGCAGAAACGCCUGAUAGAGACCUCUCCCUGGGGGGAUGACCAGGACACCAUCGAGUGGCAGAUGAUGAAGCACGACAUGUUCCACAGCUCCAUCCAGAGGAGCCUGGAGAUGGAGCAUGCCCGGACUGAGCUGGAACUGAAAGGAGACCAAUUGUACUGGCAUUUUCUGGAGCAGGAGUGGGACGCUCUACAGAAAAUGUCCUCGAGCAGGCACAACCAGCUUCGAGACCGAUCAAAGAUCUUGAAGGAUAUCUCUGAGGAGAUUAAAUGGGUGGAGGAAUGUAUGGAAGAGGAGCUGGUGUUUGACUGGGGUGACAAAAAUAUUGACAACUACAUCCCCAAGAAGCAGGAUAGCUACUUGAGGCUGAUGCGUGACCUGGAGAAGAAAGAAAAGGAUCUAAAUAAACUCUUUGAAAAUGUGGAAAACGUUCGGAAUCACCCUGCUGCUGAUAAGAUUAUGGCCAACAAGGACAGUCUCCAGACCCAGUGGAGCUGGCUGCUUCAGAUCACCAAGUGCAUCGACACACACCUGAAGGAGAACGCUGCCUACAGCCAGUUUUUCAAGGAGGCAAACGAAAUGCGUAUCAAGCUGCAGGAGGAACACGAAAACAUCCAUAAGAGGUAUACCUGUGACAGAGACACCCCACUGGAGAAGCUUCAGGACCUUCUCAAUAACUUGGAGAGAGAGAAGGAGAAGAUCAUGAAGAACAAGUGGCAGGUGCAGCACCUGGUCAACAAGUCCAAGAGCAUCGUGAGACUGAAGCCCCGCAACCCACACGAGAAGAGCAGCAGUCCUGUGAUCGUCAAGGCGCUGUGUGACUUCAAACAGGACCAGACGCAGAUCCUGAAGGGUAAUGAGGCCAUCCUGAACGAUAACUCCCAGCGCAGCAAGUGGCACGUGACGGGGCCCGGGGGUUUGGACAUGCUCAUCCCCUCCGUCUGCCUGCUGGUGCUCCCUCCCAACCCCCUCAGCAUCAGCCUGGCCAACAAGACUGAGCAGCUCUUUGAGACCAUCAUGGGGAUCUGGAACCAGCUGUUCAUCAACAUCAAGAGCCUGAUAUCCUGGCGCUAUUGCAUGAAAAACAUUGAGGUCAUCGAGUCGCUCACCAUUACCAUGCUAGCCAACAUGCGGCCGGAGAAGUACCGAGAAAUCAUCAAGAGCCUGGAUAUGAGCUACCUGGAGUUCCGGCGCAGCUACGUGGGCUCAGAGAUGUUCACCAACGAGGACAAGACGCAUAUAAAGAACCAGUACCAGUAUGCUUUCGAGAAGCUGGUGGGGCUGCCCACUUACGAUGGAAGUCUGCUGUCCGAGCUUCAUACCCUGCAGCAGAAGCUGGAGAAGGCCGAGUCAGGCCUGACCCGGCACAUCCACAUACCCCUGGGGGAGAACAGCUUCCACGAGUGCUCCCAGCGCAUCGUGCAACUGGAGGGCAUCAACCAGGACUUGGACACUAUCCGUGAGGAGUAUGUGAAGCUGAGGGAGAAGAUCCAGCUGGACGGGAUGAAGGACACAGACAUGGCCGAAUUCCUACGCUCUGAGCUCGACCUCAUCAACCAGAAGAUAGUGAGCCUGGAGGGCAUCUCCUCCUCCUACAUAGAGAGGCUGAAGGCACUGCAGGCUCUACAGCAAAGCCUGCUCCAGGUGGAGGACAUUGUGAAAGUAAAUGAGGCCCGUCUGACCGAGAAGCAGACCUCCUCUCUGGAGCCGAGGCAGCUGGAGGACUAUUGGGCCGUUCUGAAGAAAAUGAAGCAGGAUCUGGACCAGAGGGACAGCCUAAAGAAGCUGGAGUUGAAGCUUGGUAAUGCUGAGCACUGGAAUGAUCAGAUCAGCCAGUCCUUCCACAAGUGUGAUGUAGACCUGUUCAGAUACCGGGAGCAGGUCACCCAGAUGAGCACCCGAUGGCGUCGCAUCCUGUCCCAGAUCGACAGCAGGGUGAGGGACCUGGAGAAGCAGCAGCAGCAUCUGCAACAGUACCAGCAGAGCAGCGCUCAGGUCAGCGGCUGGAUCUACAACACCCAACAGAAGCAGGACUCCCUGCUGUCUAACAAGUUAUCCGAUGUCAAUACGCUCAUCGAGCACCUCAACCAGCAGAAGAUGCUCUACUCUGAAAUCAAAGGAAAGAAGGACAAGGUUGACGAUGUUGUGCGGGAUGCGAACACCUGUGCAUCCUCAAUCACAGACUACGAGCUGGAGCUGGCCUCAUACAGCGCAGGCCUGGAGACACUGCUCAACAUCCCCAUCAAGAGAACCAUGCUGCAGUCUCCAGCUACCGUUGUCAGGGAAGAGGCUACUGACAUCCAGGCCAAGUACAUCGAGCUCCUCACCCGCUCAGGUGACUACUACAAGUUCCUGGGGGAUUUGCAGAACAUGGAGGACUUUGGGCAGAGUAAGCUAAUAUGGCUUCUGGCUCAGUAUUGGUCCCAGACAAACCAGUACCUGGCGGACAGCCUGGCCCGCUACCAGCUGGAUUCCAAGCAGGAGUUGCGGAGUCUCCAGGAAAGCCUGGACAAAGCCCUGAGGGACUACAGAGCUGCCACAGAGAAGCUGGACAGGCUGACCGCCGAGCUGAAGGCCCUGCAACAGCAGCUCACCCAGGAGCAGGCACAGGUCCGAGAGGUCAAUAUCCGCUAUGAGAUGCUUUACAAGACCAUUGAGGAGAAGAGCAAGAUGCUCAACGACCACAGCAGCGAGAUCCAGAGGCUCCAGGGCAUGACUGAGUCCCUGACUAAGGAGCGACUUAGGGUGGAGGAGGAGCUGAGGGCCCUCAGGCAGGAGUUCCAGAUGUGCUACAAGGAGCUCCUGCAGGAGAAGAAAAGCCUCAGGAUGGUGGAGCAAGUGCAGGGGCAGGUCCAGAAGAAUGAAGAUGAGCUGAAUCAGCUCCGGAAGCUAUAUGAGCUGAAAUAUGAUACUGAGAAGGUCAAGACGGUGCAGGAACUCACAUCCCUUCGGAGUGAGAUUGAGAAGCUAACGGCCUUGGAGGACCGCAACAAGGGCCAGCGGCAGAGCUCUGAGUGGGUAGUAUCUGAGCUGGCCCGGAUCAGAGAUGAGCUAGAGAAGGGACGGGCCCAGAAGAAUGAAGAUGAGCUGAAGCAGCUCCGGAAGGUUGUUGAGGAAUGGAAGAGCCAAUAUGAGCGGAAAUCUGAUACUGACAAGGGCAAGUUGCAGCAAGAACUCGAAUCCCUUACUAGUGAGAUUAAGAUGCUAACGGCCAAGCUGAGGGCCUUGGAGGUUGGCGACAAGAAAUGCAGCCAUACCACCACCUGCAUAUCCUCAUUUGAGGUGCAGCUACAGACCAUCAACAAGACUGUGGAGCAGGGGCUGACCCAGAAGAAUCAUGACAUUGAGAUGCUAACAACCAAGCUGCAGAGCUUUGAGCAGGUAGUGUCUGAGCUGGCCCGGAUCAGAGAUGAGCUAGAGAAGGGACGGGUCCAGAAGAAUGAAGAUGAGCUGAAGCAGCUCCGGAAGCUAUAUGAGCUGAAAUAUGAUACUGGGAAGGUCAAGAUGCUGGAGGAACUCACAUCCCUUAGGGGUGAGAUUGUGAUGCUUACGGCCAAGCUGGGGGCUUUGGAGGUUGGCGGCAACAAAUGCAGCCAUACCUCCACGUACAUAUCCUCCCUUAAGGUGCAGCUACAGACCAACAUCGAGAAGGUGGAGCAGGAGCUGACCCAGAACAAUAAAGAGAUUGAGAUGAUAACAACCAAGCUGCAGAGCUUUGAGCAGGUAGUGUCUGAGCUGGCCUGGAUCAGAGAUGAGCUAGAGAAGGGGCAGGCCCAGAAGAAUGAAGAUGAGCUGAAGCAGCUCCGGAAGGUUGUUGAGGAAUGGAUGAGGCAAUAUGAGCGGAAAUCUGAUAGCAGGUUGCAGCAAGAACACGAAUCCCUUUGGUGUGAGAUUAAGAUGCUAAUGACCAAGCUGAGGGGCUUGGAGGAUGGCUCCAAGAAAUGCAGCCAUACCUCCACCUGCAUAUCCUCCUUUGAGGUGCAGCUACAGAUCAACAAUCAUGAGAUUGAGAGGCUAACAGCCAGGCUGAGGCUCUUGGAGGACUGCUACAGGGGCCGGUUGCAGAUCUCUGAACAGGAAUUGUCUGAGCUACAACAGAGGGAACUUAAGUUGUUCCAGAAGCACCUGGAACAUUUAGAAGAGAGAAUAAAGGUUCACCACCAUGUAAUCACUAACAAAGAGAUGACAGUACGUGGAAUCCGUGGAUGGGUCUUCAUUACUGACCUGGUAGAGUCCAAACUCCUCAACUCCUCAGACGUCCAGAAGAUUGCUCAGGGCCAGCUCACCAUCGAGGAUAUUGAGAGCAAGCUAAGGCCAUACCUACAGGGGUCAGGCUGCAUCGCAGGAAUCUUUCUUGAGAAGGAAAACAGGACCCUCCCCAUCUACCAGGCUAAGAAGGAGGGCCUUCUCCGCCAAGGCACCUCCCUAGUGCUUUUGGAAGCACAAGCUGCCUCUGGUUUUAUGAUUGACCCCCUUAACAACCUAUUCCUGCCUGUGGAGGAGGCAUGUGAGAGGAACCUGAUAGGUCAGGAGUUUAAGUCCAAGCUGCUGUCGGCUGAGAACGCCGUCACAGGCUACAAGGAUCCACACACAGGCGACAUCAUCUCCCUCUUCCAGGCCAUUGAGAAAGGCAUCAUAGAGAAAGGGCAUGGAAUCCGCCUGCUUGAGGCUCAAAUUGCCAGCGGUGGUAUCAUCGACCCCAAAAAGAACCACCGCAUUGAUGUGGACGAAGCCUUUCGCCGGGGAUAUUUUAACAAGGAGAUGAAUGACAUACUGGCCGAUGAAGGGGAUGACACCAAGGGCUUCUUUGACCCCAACACAGAGGAGAACCUUACUUACCUGCAGCUGAUGAAGAGGUGCAUCACUGAUGAGAAGACCGGCCUGGUUCUACUUCCCCUUUGGGACAAGAAGGAGUCCAGGAUUUUGAGGAUGCGGGAGCAAGAGUGCGAGUGGGAGGGAAUCAUCAUCUUGGCAGCCGAUAGUUCCAUCCGCCUGGUGGUGGUGGAUCAGAAGACUGGGAAACGGUAUGACAUCCAGGACUACCUGGACAAGGGCUUGCUUAGCCAGAGCACCAUUGAUCAGUACCACUCUGGGGCACUCACCCUCACCGAGUUCGCCGACCAGAUCCUCAACAAGAGUAACAUGGACUUGUCCAUAACUUCCACUUGUGCAGAGGAUGUUGCCAUGGUAGAGGAGGACAACGGGAGGAAGAUUAUCCAAACCACCACCACCACCACCACCUCCAGCCUCUCCUCCACCAGUUGUAGCACUAGCUCCAGCUCUUAAAAUCUUUUCACAGUGAGAAACUGGUUAAUUGAAACCAGGGAUAGAAGGCAGGUGGGGGGCGGUUGGGACAUUUAUGAUCAUACAAUAUUUAGGCAAGCUUAGGUGUAGACUGGUAUCAUGUAGUGGUAAGAAUAAAAAUGCUUACUUUGAUUUAGCACAACUUAUAUCCAGCUUCUGAUGUUAAUGCAUUUCAUGUGUUUUUUUUCACUGAUGAGGAAUAUGGGAAUAUUGACAUUUUUAUUUUUUUAAGUGGGAAACUGUGGCAUAGUCCCUAGGGCGGCCACCAGCUGUACGCUAAUAUCCCCAGUACUUCUGUGGGUUGAAUUCCCCACCAUGACACUUUUUGCUCUGUGUUUCCAUCUCUAUCUGUAACCCUCUCUGCUUUCUCAGUCUUAAUAAAAUGGAAAAUAUAUGUAUAUGAGGAAGGCACGCUGUUUGCUCUCCUUUUUAAAAUAAAAUACAUUUAAAUGUAUGAGAGAGCAACAUUUUCUAUGUUUAAGCACCUUUGGAGGAGGUUCAUUUUUAUUGUACUGCUUUCUCUGAUCAUUAUAGCAUAAAAAUGUUAAGUGCCGUGCCUUUUCUAUGGAGCUGCACACUC